AUGGAAACAACAAACCGCCCACACCUCCACACCCUCGCCCACCGUGGCACUAUCCAAGGCCUCACCAUCACCGCUACCAAAACCUCCACCGACCUGUGCCACUACUUCGGCGGCGUCCGCUAUGCCCUCCCUCCGCUCCAGCGCUGGCGCCGCGCCCGCCAGCUCCCGUCUACAUUCACCUACGGCAGCAAAGACGCACCGGGUCGAUGUGACAGCGGGGCCGGGUUGUGUCCGCAACCUGGGUUUUUGAGCUUGUCGCCGGAGAAUGAGGCGGCGUGGACGGAGGAUUGUUUCCAGUGUAAUGUUUGGGUGCCGGUUGGUGAGGUGCCUAGGGGUGGGUGGCCGGUUUUUAUGUUUAUUCAUGGAGGCUGGCUACAGUUCGGCUCGCCGAAUGGCUUUAAUGCGGCGGCGCUGCUGGGCGAGACGAAUUUCAAGUGCGUGGUUGUCAUGCCGGCGUAUCGGGUGAACUUGUUUGGUUUCUUGUACUCGGCGGAAUUAGAGCAGGAUGCUGCGGCUGUUGGCGAGACGGUGGGAAACCAUGGGUUUUGGGAUCAGCGAUUGGCGAUGGAGUGGACGAAGGAGAAUGUGCAUUUGUUCGGGGGGAAUCCGGAUAAUAUCACCAUCUCGGGGUACUCUGCUGGCGCAAACUCCGCCUUCCAUCAAUUAGCCUACGAUCUACGCCAACCAGAUGACAAGGCCAUCGUCCGCCAGGCAUGCAUCUUCUCCAACUCCCCAGCCGUUCAACCAAAAAGCCCAGCCGAGACACAACUCCAAUUCGACCAGCUCCUCGCCGCACUGCACAUCCCAUCGACACUAUCCGCAAACGAGAGACUCGCCCGUCUGCGCGCCCUCCCACCAAAACAACUCCUCGAUGCAGCCAAAACCAUCCAAGUCCACCAAUUCCGCCCAACAACCGACAGCGGCUUCAUCCUCCCCAAUCUCUUCACCUCCCUAGACAACGGCGACUUUGCCCGCAAGCUCCUCGCCCGCAACAUCCGACUCAUCCUCGGCGAAUGCGCAGACGAGCACUUCCUCUACAGCGUCUGGUUCCCGCCCCAGGAAAACACCCUGGAGUCACUACGCACCAGACUCAUCGCCGAUUACCCGGAGCGUAUCGUCGACGCCCUGCUCCCCCUGCACUACCCAACCAAGCAACUCCCACCGACCUGCCAGAACUGGACACCCGAUGCCUGGGGCCGGAUCUACGCCGACAUGCAAGUGUACCACAUGCAGCGCGGUCUGAUCCACGCGCUAACCGAUAACGCCGCCGGAAUCGAUGCAUCGCGGCUCAUCCACCGGUACAGAAUUGAGUUCCGGGCGCAAUGCAUUGAGAAGGGGAUUCCGUUGGAGUGGGGGGUGACGCACUCGUCGGACUAUCCGUUGUGGUUCUGGGGCAAUGGGGAUGUGUUGACGGAUUCGGAGAAGAAGAGUACGGCAGAGGCGUUUAUUGGGCCUUUGAGUCGGUUUGUAAAGGGUGUUAGUGCGGAGGGGAGGGAUGGGUUUGGGUGGGGGACUUGUGGGAAGGGGGUGCGGGUGUUGAGGGCUGAUGGGGAGGUGGAGAUUCGGGGGGAUGAGAUGUGGGAGGAGGGGGUUCGGGUGUGGAAGACUUUGAGGGAUGUUGAUGUUGGGGAGAAGGCGAGGUUGUGA
Molecule: messenger RNA, 1647 nt
Organism: Penicillium daleae
Lineage: Eukaryota; Fungi; Ascomycota; Eurotiomycetes; Eurotiales; Aspergillaceae
Product: putative carboxylesterase
Exons: 3
Coding region: 1-1647 (548 amino acids)
Source: RefSeq, a predicted model, not a curated record